AGUCCCUCCCCGCGUGCGGACGUCUAAACCUCCUUGAAAACUCCGCGUUUAUUUACAAAUAUGGCCACAUGGCGCGCUGACGUUUUACCGCCAAUUUAUUCAUAGUGAUGUCAAAUAUCAAUCUUGUUACAGCGGAUUAAAUUAAUCAAGUGUCGAGUGCAUAGAUUGAAAAGUAAAAUUAUGUUAUUUUUUCGUAUAAAGUGGUAAACUUUUGUGUUUUCGUUAUGUGCUGGAAUGCGUUUACCUUUAUGAUUUUGGAUUUCAAAGUUGUGCGAGUACAAAAUUUUGUGUGAGCGAUCAGUGGAAUGGCGGAGAAUGGCAAUACAUCGUUGGAGAUGGGCACCAGUGACCAGGUCCUGGUGGCCGCGAAAAGAAAGAAAAGGAUAACAUUUAUACUCGGUUUUGUGGCGAUGUUAGCAGUCAUAGCUGUCGUGGUGACUCUAGUCAUAGUACUGCCAACGGGAGAUGGCGGCACUUCUGACCCCAUCAUCUCCACAACCGAAGGAACAAGUGUACCGUCAAUAAUAACAACACCAUCUACUUCAACUACGCCCGAAGUUACUAUACCUACAGAAGCAACAACAGAAGGACCAACAACGACAACUGAAGAGCCGACUACUGAAGAGCCGACUACUGAAGAGCCGACUACUGAAGAUCCGACUACUGAAGAGCCGACUACUGAAGAGCCGACUACUGAAGAGCCGACUACUGAAGAGCCGACUACUGACGCAGUCACAGUUCCUCCAGAAACGAUAAUUGAUUUAGAAGAUAUUAUAGGAGAUACAUAUUCGCCACCUUCGUUCGAUGCCACUUGGGCAGAUGGUAGCGAUGUCGUUAUCAGGAAUGAGAAUGGUGAUUUAGUUCUUUUUGAUGUUGAGACCAACACAACAAAGUUGCUUCUUUCGAAUUCAUCUGAUAUAUUGCAGCGUUCAUCAAGAUCAGUGCUCUUAGCACCCAAUGAAGAAGAAGUAGCGUUGUCUUACGACGUUGUACCGCUUUACAGGCACAGUUUCCUCGCACAGUACGCUGUAGUCAACAUUACCACUGGCAACACCGUUCAGAUCUUGCCUCCAGGUGUUACCAGAAAUACGGACGGACUCCUUCAGAAUUUCGUUUGGGGCCCCUCUGGAACAUCGUUGGCCUUCGUUUACCUGAACAAUAUUUACUACCAGGCCAAUCUGUCUGUAGACCCAGUGCCGAUUACUACCACUGGCCAGGUCAAUGUCAUCUACCACGGCAUUCCUGACUGGGUUUACGAAGAGGAGGUGUUCUCAUCCAACAACGCACUCUGGUUCUCUGCCGACGGGACCAAGAUCGCGUACGCCUCGUUCAACGACACGGACGUGAGGGUCAUGAGAGUGCCGCACUAUGGCGUCCCCGGCAGUGUUCUGUAUCAGUACACGCAACAUCAUGAGAUUCGUUACCCUAAGUCUGGUACUACAAAUCCGAUAGCCAGUGUCACUAUCGUAGAUCUGGAAACUGGUGAGGAUACUACCUUCGAAGGCCCUGAGGAUCUCAACGAGCCAAUCUUGAAGCCUGUCCAUUUUGUGAGCAAUGACGUAAUCGCGCUGAUGUGGACUAACCGUGCCCAGACCACAUUCGUCGUGGAUCUGUGCACCCAUCUGGGCAACUGCUCACGGAUUUUCACGUAUACCGAAACGAAUGGAUGGAUCGACAACAUUCCACUUAUCUUCAACGAGCAAGGCAACGCCUUUAUUACGAUUUUACCGUUUGCUGUAGAUGGCGUGAGGUACAAGCAAGUGGUGCAGGUGUCGGAAGGCGCCGCGGGCGAGUUAUGGACUCUCCAGAACCGCGUCAACACCGCUCACACCGUCACUGGCAUCCUGAGAUGGACCUCCGAUAAUUCCAUUUGGUACAAAGCCACUCACGUCGACGACUCAGCGGAGCAGCACAUCUACAAGGUGGAGACCGCGGGCGCGCUCAGCUGCUUCACGUGCGCCGUGCGCGAGUGCGGCUACAACGACGGCGACCUCAACAGGGCCGGCGAUCUGCUCACCGUCAACUGCUUGGGACCUAAUAUUCCACAAGUCUUUAUUUAUAACACUUCUGGUGACCUAAUUCGUGUAUGGGCUGACAACACUCAGCUCACUGAAGUGGUAUCACCGUUGGUUCUUCCCGCCACAAUCCGUUUGUCCGUGCCUUCGCCCGAGGGUCUGCCAGAAAUCGAUGUCCUAAUUCAGGCGCCACCAGACUAUGCAACUCGUACUAAUGUUCCAUUAUUGGUUUACGUGUACGGAGGCCCGGACACGGCGCUGGUGACGGCGGAGUGGCUGCUGGACUGGGGCACGUCGCUGGUGAGCCGGUUCGGGGUCGCGGUCGCGAGGCUGGACGGCCGCGGCUCCGGGCUCAAGGGCGUUGACAACAUGUUCGCGCUCAACAGACGCCUCGGCUCCGUUGAGGUGGAAGACCAGAUCUAUGCUACAAGGUACCUUCACGAUACUUUGCCGUGGUUGGACAGAAAUCACUCGUGCAUCUGGGGCUGGUCGUACGGCGGGUACGCGGCGUCGCUGGCGCUCGCGCGCGGCGGCGGUGUGUUCCGGUGUGCUGCUGCGGUCGCUCCCGUGGUCGAUUGGCGGUUUUAUGAUACUAUAUACACAGAGCGAUACAUGGACACCCCCGCAAACAACACCGAAGGGUAUUUGGAGUCCUCUCUACUGACUGACGAUGUCGCGGAGGCGCUGCGCGACAAGCACUACUUCCUGAUCCACGGCACGGCCGACGACAACGUGCACUACCAGCACGCCAUGCUCAUCUCGCGGCUGCUGCAGCGGCGGGACGUCUACUUCACGCAGAUGAGCUACACCGACGAAGACCACGGUCUGGUGGGAGUGAGACCGCAUCUGUACCACGCCCUUGAAAAAUUCCUGUCAGAACAUUUGUGGUAAUAACGAUUUCGAAAGUGACAGCUGUAAAAGAUAUUGUAAAUCAUCGAUUUGUAAAUAGAACAAUGUCUAUUUUGUCUUGAGACAAAGUACAGUCGAACGCAUGUCAAGUUUAUUUUUUUCGAUUUAGAUUUUCCGUAGGUUGUUGUGCUGUCGACUGUACAUAUGUUGUAAUUUAUUGUUGACGAUCAAUUUAAAUCAUGGUAUUUAUUUCGACUACCUAAAGACUUGAAUUUCGAAAAGUUAAUUUAAAUAUGUGGUAGCAGAAAUGUUAUGUAUAUCCUAAGUUUGGAGUGCCAACAUGAAUAUAAGUAUAAAUGUAUAUAGUAUUAAAAAAAAAGAUUAGUCUCCUAUCCUCAUGUCUAGAGAAAAAAGAAAGAUAUAGAAGUACCAUGGUACUUAUUUAAUAUUUCUUUUUUAAUCCAAGUUGUACAUUACGAACAAAUGUAAUUUUAUUAAAAAAAAAAACUUAUUGUUACAAGCAAGUGGUCGAAUUAGAUUCAUAGUAAUAUUAUUAUCAAAACUAUAUUAAAGUCAUUAUUUAGUAACAAAGUAUUAUUUAUUUAUAUUAACUGUGUAUUAACUGGACCGCAACUUGAAAAUACAUGUCAAAAUUGACGUUCGACUUUUUGACAGCUUCUUAAAUAAAUCGGAAAUUUGACAUGUAUUUUGCAUGUUUUAAAUAUUCUUACAUGAACAAAGUAUUUUAUAUAUUUGACAAUGUUACCUGUGUUAGUGCAAUAAAAAGUUAUUUUAAAUUAAAUAAAUAUUUAUAAGCAUAAAACUGCAUUGUACAUAUUUUAAAUGACAAUUUAUGAACUUUAUGUUUUUAGAACUACUUUUCUAAUCGAUACUACAGGGUUACCAAUGAAAAAAAUCAGAGUUAAUGCUUUUAAAAGUAUUGUUUGAAUUGAAAGUACCAUAUAAUAUAGAAUUAAUUAUGUUGUAUAAAAAUAUGACAGAUAUUAAAUAUUUAUAUUUCAAUUUUUAAUGUACUUUAAGUACAGAGCCUCUAAAUAAA
Molecule: messenger RNA, 3924 nt
Organism: Plodia interpunctella (Indianmeal moth)
Lineage: Eukaryota; Metazoa; Arthropoda; Insecta; Lepidoptera; Pyralidae
Product: venom dipeptidyl peptidase 4-like
Exons: 18
Coding region: 306-2906 (866 amino acids)
Biological process (GO): proteolysis
Cellular component (GO): plasma membrane
Molecular function (GO): dipeptidyl-peptidase activity; serine-type peptidase activity
Source: RefSeq, a predicted model, not a curated record